ACACAAUGAAUCCUCUGUUUCCUCUCCUGAGCGAACACUCUCACCUUCUGCAACUGAACCCCAACGACAACUCCAGCAAGGCAGUAACAGCAACUGGGACUACAUUGAAAGCAUCACAGGCGACAAUGAGGUUAGAAACUGGGAAUCUAUAUUUAGAGAUGGUAAAAUGCUGGGAUAUUUUGCAUCAUACAGCAAGGCUGCAACCAUGAAGUCGGCUUAUUACCGUUGGAAAAGACGGAAAAGAACUUGCGGAGCCCAGUCCCUGAAAAUAUAUUGACAUCAACUCCUGAACCAGGUAAUAGUAAUCAUAUAUAUGUAUAUGCUUAGUACUGAAUCAAUCCUUGUCAUGCCAGACGUAGUAAAUCACAAUGGCUCCCCCAUUUUCAGUGAUUUGCAAGAUAUAUUCGGUGACACUUCACCUCUACUAAGCAACGACAUCAAAAAAGAAAAAGAAAAAGAAAAAGAAAUAGAACACAAUGGUGCAGUCUCCAGGAAUUUUGAAGACAUUGGGUUUGAUAUUGGUCCUCUACCAGGGAACGAUGAGAUCAUUCUUUUGAGUGAUGCUGAAGAAAAUGUUGACGAUAUUGCAUCUCUCCGCAACAAAACGAUAUACGGUUUACACAAUGUCACCAUUUUCCCUUUUUCGCCAUCCAAUCAAGCGGUAGUAUGCGAUGACCUAGAUCUCCCAUUGCCAAAUCAAGCUAUGUCCUGCCACAUCGACUGUGUCAUCGAACUUAUAAUGCGCGUUAUUCUGAAGCGCUGUAUACAAGAAAAUAUUCCUGGGAAUUCUGAAAUGGACACUUUCAUGCAGUGUCUUCAGAAUUAUGCAAUUUCUCGUCAAUAUGCUCAAGGUUUGGAAUUGGCUAGGAAUUUUCUCUGGACUCACGGCUUCGUCUCAAAAAAUGCAAUGGGUGAUUGCCGGGAUGUACUUCAUGUGCUGUUCGACAAUAUCAAAGGAACCCCUCUGUACACCAAUCAACAUGCUCUUCAAUCCCAAUUGUGCGUGCAACUACGAAACUCUGAAGGAGAUGAUGAGCAGUUUCUUGGUCCAUAUAUCGCUUUGUGUCCUGAUGAUAAGGCGAAAGACUUUGAACAGUUGGUAUCAUCUUCCAUCGAAAGGAUGACAAGAAAAGAUGUAAGCGACUGUUUGAUGCCUCAGUUCCUCUUCCUUUCUGAUCCUGUGACAGCUGAAAACAUUAUUGACUACCCGCGUACAUUAUGGCCGUAGUAAUUAGUGGGCCAUUAGCAUAAUGAUUUUUCAAAGUCCGUGUUUUUAUUUAUUUUUCGUUAUUUAGAUACUUUUAUUUUCUUUUCUUUUCUUUCUUCCUUUCCUUUAUAAUGACUUUAGUUAUAGUAUAUCAAUUAGUGCUCUAUAAUAGUUAUAUUUUUAUUUACUAAAGCGUUUAUUUUUAUUCCUACUAC
Molecule: messenger RNA, 1422 nt
Organism: Halteromyces radiatus
Lineage: Eukaryota; Fungi; Mucoromycota; Mucoromycetes; Mucorales; Cunninghamellaceae
Exons: 4
Coding region: 314-1228 (304 amino acids)
Source: RefSeq, a predicted model, not a curated record